AUGAUUGUAAUUAACUCUACUAAGGUUUCAUUUUUCACACUUGCAGCUUACUCAGACACUGGGCUGUUAAAGUAUAUAUAUUUUAUCAUUAUGAUGUGCAUCUAUGUUUUGAUUAUUUGUGCAAAUCUUUUGCUUGUUGUGGUAAUCUGUAUGAACGGAAGCUUACAUGAACCUAUGUACAUAUUCCUCUGCAGUCUGUUUGUGAAUGAGCUGUUUGGUAGUACAGGGUUGUUUCCAUUUCUCCUGGUUCAGAUUCUCUCUGACAUUCACACUGUUUCUGUUCCUUUUUGUUUCCUACAGAUUUUCUGUUCUUACUCAUACGUAACUGUUGAAUUUACAAACUUAGCAGUAAUAUCCUAUGACAGAUAUGUUGCUAUAUGUUAUCCUUUACAAUAUAAUGUAAAUAUGACCUCUUUCAAGGUUACCAUGCUCAUUGCAGUGGUAUGGUUACCUCCUUUUUUAGUGGUGUUUGUUACGACUGUUUUGACUGCCUCUUUACAGCUGUGUGGAAACAUCAUAAAUAAAGUCUACUGUAACAACUACUCCAUAAUUAAACUGAGUUGCUUUGACACCAAAACCAACAAUUAUUAUGAACUAACUGCUGCUACUUCAAUAAUUUGUGUUUCACUGUCCGUGACAUUUUACACUUACAUGAAGAUUCUUCAAGUCUGUUAUUCUGGUUCCAAACAGACCCGACAGAAAGCUGUCAGUACCUGCACACCUCACCUGGCCUCUCUGCUCAACUAUUAUUUGGGGGCUUUUUUUCUAUUAUUAGAAAACAGAUUUAAUAUGAACAGUGUACCGUACAUGUUGCAAAUAUUACUAUCAUUGUAUUUUCUUAUUUGCCAACCACUCCUCAACCCUUUAAUUUAUGGCCUCAACAUGUCAAAAGUACGCGUCAAAUGUAAAAAUAUUUUCUUCCGUUCUUUUGGAAAGAUUAAAACAUCCAGCUGAUCUAGUUGAUCCAUGGCACUGAGUCUUGAAUAGAAAGGUAAACCAUCCUCAGUAUGAAUCUAUUUCACUGACA
This is a messenger RNA of Notolabrus celidotus (New Zealand spotty), 1027 nucleotides long. Its product is annotated as olfactory receptor 142-like. Gene Ontology annotation, cellular component: membrane. The record is from RefSeq and is a predicted model, not a curated record. Lineage: Eukaryota; Metazoa; Chordata; Actinopteri; Labriformes; Labridae. The coding region runs from base 1 to 954 and encodes 317 amino acids. Gene Ontology annotation, molecular function: olfactory receptor activity; G protein-coupled receptor activity. Gene Ontology annotation, biological process: G protein-coupled receptor signaling pathway. The transcript has a single exon.